Messenger RNA from Megalopta genalis, 1576 nucleotides. RefSeq lists its product as uncharacterized. The record is from RefSeq and is a predicted model, not a curated record. Gene Ontology annotation, cellular component: membrane. Lineage: Eukaryota; Metazoa; Arthropoda; Insecta; Hymenoptera; Halictidae.
AGAGAAUGUAAAGCCCGAGCCCGAUGCUCUCGUUGCUUUUUUCGUAGUACAAUCACCGGCCGGCAGCUACAACUAUAUAAAUGAGAUUUCGAGCGAGCGUAGAUGCAGCACUCGGACCUCCGCCGUAGGUUCCGCAGGAUCAGUACACGGCUUACGUCUGCGUUGCAUCGCGAUCAUCGUGAACUCGCUUGCUUGGGAUAGAUCGUCAGUCAACGACAAAACGGGACCGUCCGAGAACCGUCGGGGCUACCAUGGACUGGCUAGGGAGGAUACCGGGAUUAGGGGAUCAGCGCAGGCUAGCCCUGUGCGUCCUCGUCGUCUGCGUGAUCGCGUCGCAGGCUCGGGCCGCGGAUACCAACGAGACCAAGGACGCCUGGAACGGAUUUACCACGGGAUGCUCGGCGAACGAGUCGAAGAACCUGUCUGUGUCUUGUUACGGGGUCAGGAUCGUCAGGAAGAUCGUCCAGCAGUUGCUGGAGAAGACCAGCUCGGAGCCGAACAUCGAGAUAUUCGACGGUGUCAGCCUCGUCGAGGUACCUGGAGCUGGACCAGCUAGGAAAGGGAGACUGAUGAAGGGAUUCGGUGGCAUGGGUUCCCUGAUACAGUUCCUGGAAGGCAGAGAACUACGGAUCAAGCUGCCGAGCUUCCUGCCGCAGAACAUCGAGACCGCUAUCCAGGAGAGCCUACCUUCCGAGCAAGGCAGGGGAAGAGGAGGAGGAUAUGGACUUGGGGGAGGCGGUGGCGGGGGUGGCAAGAAGGGCGGCGGUGGAGGAUACAUGAUCCUGGCGCUGAUGAUGGGAAAGAUUAUGGCGUCGAUGGGAAUGGGCGCUCUGGGCCUGCUAACCAUAAAGGCGUUGAUGGUGUCGGCGAUGGCUCUGACGCUGUCUCUGAUCGUGGCUGCGAAGAAGCUGCUCAGUGGCCAUGACAGUGGAGGCGGCGGCCACCACGUGGUGUACGCGCAGGACGUCGGCCACCACCAUUAUCGCAAGAAGCGGUCCCUGGGAUUGGAGGACCUCGAGCUGCCUUACAGAGGAUACGCGCACCUGUUCGGCGACUCCCGAGUGUCCUGAAUGAGUACCUGUGACAGCGACUCCGUCAUAAAUCCACGUCGGAAGUACGCGCGACGGGUAGCCGAGCAGGCGAGAGAACAUUACGGACGGAGGCACGACAUCGCGACGAGACGCGCGUACCGACAGUGACAAUGACAUUGAGACACACACGUGCUGACGGACUGGACGUUUCGUAGAAAGUGACGUGAACACAUACAUACAUACAUACGUACAGCAUACACAUGCACGCGCAAGGCCUGCACAACGAUCAUUCAUACAUACGCAUACACGGAGGGACAAACAUGUGAUAAACGUUCGACGACUCUUGGACCCGAAGGACACGGACGUACGCUGGCGAAACCAAAGUACAUAUAACACGGCUUUUAUUUAUUCCACGAAUCAGUACUACACACACGCGUGCUCAUGCUCUCUUUCUCUCUCUCUCUCUUCACCCUCCACCCCAUUUUUGUACCUUAUUUAUUUAUUGCGUGCAGCGAAUAAAGUUAUACGUAAUCAUCCAACCAAAA